Messenger RNA from Blastomyces dermatitidis ER-3, 3914 nucleotides. Its product is annotated as vacuolar protein sorting protein 62. NCBI's taxonomy places the organism in Eukaryota, Fungi, Ascomycota, Eurotiomycetes, Onygenales, Ajellomycetaceae. The transcript has 4 exons. The coding region runs from base 692 to 2605 and encodes 637 amino acids. The record is from RefSeq and is a predicted model, not a curated record.
GGAACUUCCUCCGAAAUCCGAAAAUGAAGACCAAUUCAAUUAGCUGCUAGCUCUUUGAUAGUUAAAUACCAUUAUAAGAAUUCUAGUUUUAAACAGCUCGAAUAAUAGAAUUGGAAGCCCUUGUUUUGUAGCAACCGCUCUGAGCUCUUCAGAUCGAGGAUCGAAGAUUCCCAGCUGCGGCGGCUGAAACAAACCUGCAUUAUUUAUUCAUCUCCAACAUCUUCCAUCCAUCCAUCCAUCCAUCCAUCCAUCCGUCCAACUUCUGGUAUCACUCAUCACUCACCCACAACAUACACACACAACUCUCUCUUCUCUUCUCUCCCUCCCUCUAUCUCUCUUACUCACUCACACACAACAAACGUCUUAACAACCAAGGUCCAACAACAAGAACAUCUGCAACGUGAUCAAGCGCCCUUCACUGUCACACUAAAUCUCAUGGCUGAUAUUCUUUCUGGAAUCAAUAACCUCAUCCUCUUGGACUCUCUAUAUCCAUUCUUCCGUCUUACCGUUGUUCCUUAAGGUUCAUGUACAUGUACUUCACUACCAGCCCUAAGAGGCGGGUGAGCUUAACUGAGAAUCCUCUUUCUUUGCAUUGCCGUUGGAAACUGUACGAAGACCACCACAGCUGCUGCUAACCAUUCCGCCGUCCGCUCCCUCUCAACCGAACCUUUGCGAGAUAUAUUUGACCAGAAUGGCUCUGCGGCCUGUCCUUGACCAUGGCGUCCAGCUGCCGCUCCUUCCCCCGACGCCGUCUAUACAACCCGCGUAUCGCCAUCCCGUAAUCACCUUGACAUCACAUAUCAGCAUCCCAGAUGAGCCACGAGAUUCUCCUUUAUACAACGACGACGGAGAAGAAGAAGAAGAAGACGGAAACCAGACAAUUGUUGUCCCCGAUCAGUCUGUGUCUGAAAUUACUUCGGUGCCCGAAAUCCUCAUAUCCGAAUCAGGAGCGAACGAUAGACAUCCACCAAAUGUUGCGCACAGUAAUCUUCCAGCAACCGAAUCUACAUUAACCCCCCAGCUUGCCAACAACCCCUGGAGACAAUCAGAUCUUUCUAUCUGCCAGCAAAUGAGGACAAAAACCCGUGCUGCGAUCACCAUUCUCUCAUCCUUAAUUGCCUAUGUAUCGAUAAACAGCUUGGCUAGGGCUCUUAACCCUUCCGCUUUCAUUUGGUAUGACGAGGAUAGGGAGGAAAGCCGCUGGGUCGCGACCUCAAAUUCCUCGUUGGAUCGUAAAGCAUGUCGCUGGCUUGGUCUUUGCGGAGUUGCUCACUUUCGAGGAGUAAACGGUCGUUUUGGACAUCGCAAGUCUGUGCAGCAUGGCCAAAUACCAACCGCACAUGCCGGUGAGCAGGAAGAGUGGGAAUCUUAUUGGACGAGCGGCAACAAAACUCGCCCUGAAGAUUGGGCCAACGAUGAACGCCGAUUGCGCGUGAUUCCCAACUACGUUCUGGAAUAUGCCCCCCUGGUCCACCUUUUCUCCGGCGAACAGUUUUGGCCUGGUGAUAUUGCGGAGCAUCUUUACCAUAUUACACCACAAUUGAACUAUACCCCCAUCCAAGCUCAAGCUGAGCAUCCCACCCUUGCUGACCUCAAUGAGCUGAACAUGUGGCAGAACGGAAGCUAUGUUUUCUUGACCAGCAAUGACAAUGUGGAGGAUCGACCACCUUGGUUAGAGGCAAAGAAAAACAUUCCGAAGCCUGACGCUACCGAGGACAAAUUGGAGUGGCACAGUGGAAUUCACGACGUACAGGAAGCUAUUGCGGUCAGCGACAUGGAGGAUUGGCAUGAUGUUGGAAGCAGUCCUCCAAAGGAAAGAGGGAACGAAGCGGACCCUGAUUCACAUUCAUCACCGAUUCCCGCGGAGGCAGCUGAAAAGUACGAUAUUGUGGAUGAUAAACUAGCCCCCUGGCCGGAUACGAGAGGUAUACGCGAUGAAAAGAACAACAUUCCCGGCCGUAGCAAAGCCCCAGCAGUUUUAAUCGUCGUGGAUAAAGGCAACGGUAUUGUGGAUGCAUUCUGGUUCUACUUCUACAGCUUUAAUCUCGGCAACAUAGUUCUUAACGUCCGUUUCGGCAAUCACGUUGGCGACUGGGAACAUUCGCUUGUUCGAUUCCACCACGGGAAGCCCAAGGCUGUAUUUUUCAGCGAACAUUCGUUUGGGGAUGCCUAUAGCUAUGACGCGCUAGAGAAAAUCGGAAAAAGGCCUGUUAUAUAUUCAGCUACUGGGACACACGCCAUGUACCCCACGCCAGGCAGCCACGCUUACAUCCUCCCAUUGGGUUUGCUGCGUGAUCAAACUGACCGUGGCCCCCUUUGGGAUCCUGCCCGUAACUACCAUGCGUACACCUACGACCAUAAUAACGACGUUUUACGCGCCGCGAACGUUACCCCCCACGCGCCAACAGAAUGGUUCUACUUUGCCGGCCACUGGGGCGACAAGUUUUACCCCCUGGGUGAUCCGAGACAGUAUAGAUUUGCCGGACAAUACCACUAUGUGAACGGACCAUUGGGCCCCAGGUUUAAGAAUCUCGGCCGCCGGAAGAUCUGCGGGGGUGCUGCGACGGAUCCAUGUGUCAUUAGGAAUUGGAUUGGAGAUAAGUGACGAGGAUCUGGAAAAGCUUUGUUGGCAAGAAUGGGACGGCGGUGUUGUGAAUUUUAGCUCCUUUUCUUUUCCUUUUGCUCUUUCUUUCUUUCUUUUUCUAGGAACGGUGUUAACAUGAUAGACAAGAGGGUCCGGUUUCGGUGUUUGUAAAAACGUGGGACUCUUGAAUGGGGUUCUAUGACAUUUUUUUUGAGUUUGGUUGUUUUCUUUUUUCUUUUUUCUUUUAUGUUUUUCUUUUCUUUUUCUUUUUCUUUUUUUUUGCUUGCAAUUUACCUAGAGGAAUUGGGGUCGAGGGGAGUUUUUGGGAAGAUCCAUUUCUUGUUUUCUUCCUUCCCGCCGUUUUUUUUAGUUCUUAUUAUACCCUUUGAGACGACCGUGCUAGUACUGGCAACCCUUUCUCAGGAUUGUACUGUACACCAACACAUACAUUCAUUACAUAUAUACGUACAUACACGCAUAUAGAAGAUAUUGUGGGUUAGAGGUGGGAUGGAUUGGGAUGGGGGAACCGGAUGGUAUAGAGAUGGUCGGCUGGCUGUUUUUCGCUCUGACAUUGAUUAGUUAUUGCGGGAUUGUUGAAAACACCUGUAUAUAUUUUAUCUUGUUGCUUAGUUAUAUUAUUUGUUUUACCUACUUCGUUCAACCUGUUGGCAAUCUACGUAACUAUCCACACCUUGCUGAUUCUUGUAACUUCCUAGUCCUUGCUUGAUAACAACAGAUGUUAGGCAUGAAACGAGACUUGCAAAAAGAAUCGUCGUUAAAGAGCGUAAUGGAAAAUGGAGUUGUCAUAGGUGCCUUUGUCUUGUUUGUCCGUUUGUCCGUUUGUCCGUUUGUCCGUUUGUCCGUUUGUCCGUCUGGUUCUCUGUAUGCUAGUAAUAUGAUUUGUAUGUAAUGUGUGUAUAUACAUGAAAAUGUUGACAAAAGAAGAGCAAAAGUGGAAAUGAAAAUGAACACUCGCUGUACAUAUAGGUACAGUUGACUAGAAACCUAGAUAAGAUGAAUGAAACAUACAGAAGUAGAAGACAAAAGAGAAUGAAUGGAAAAGAAGGGUCAUUUAUCAUACUCACCACCCGUUACCACCCCCUAGGUAUCAUCGUCCUUUGGGGUAAGAAAGGGAAGGGGAACGGAGUGCGGAGGUUCUUAGAAUUGGGCAAGCAAGAGUAGUAAGAGGUUUCGAAAAGUGAAAAAGGAGCGAAGGGGACUAAAAGAAAAUCAAGACAUGUUAACCUAUUAGCUAGGAGGUGUUACUGUACUUAGAUACUUAGAAGGAGAUCAGAAGACUGGUAGUUUAGAGAAAUGAGUAAAAGGGAAA